AAGAGGAAUAGGUACACUACGGGUUUCGCUUUGGCACUUUCCUCAUAUCUUGUAGUGCUAGAAACGAUACCGUGUCAACGAAAUCAAUUUGACCGAAAAGAGACAAAAUCGGCGAAAAAUUACGCGAAGGUAAUCGCAGUCGUCCAUCGACGGCGACGGCAACGGCGACGAUGACCGAUAGUCGCCUUCGAGCUCUUGUAGAAGCGAUACACUCCUCUCCUACUCAAGCUGUCAUUUAUCUCUCCGGAGGUGCCUCUCAGGCACUGGGGUGGUUGAUGUCAGUUCCAGGAGCAUCAAACACGGUGCUUGAAUCCAUAGUUACUUAUUCAAGAAUGUCUCUGAUUCAAUUACUUGGCAAGGUUCCUGCUCAAGCAGCUAGUUCGCAAACGGCUGAGGAAAUGGCAUUGUUGGCUUAUAAUAGAGCAUUAAAGCUUUCUAAACCAGGUUCACCAGUUUUGGGUGUGGGUUUUACUGGUGCCUUGGCUAGUGCACGUCCAAAACGUGGAGAUCAUAGGUUUCACUUGUCAACCAGAACGUCUGACCGGCUUUGGUCCUCGACUGUUACUUUAACUAAGGGGCUGCGGACUCGUGAGCAGGAAGAUGGAGUCUCAAGUCAAUACUUAAUCAAGGCAAUUGCAAAUGCUAGCAAGGUUCCAGGAACAUUUGUUCCAGACUUGACUGAAUCAGAAGUUCCAGAUGAAUAUGAAAGGCAGUUUGACGAAGAUGAAGAGCUAGAGCAACUUCUCACCGGGACUAUAUGCUUCAAAAUGUAUCCAUUCUCAAGAGACACGUCUGAUGCACAAAGGAAAAUAAUUCUAUCUGGUUCCUUUAAUCCAUUGCAUGAUGGUCACGUUAAGCUCUUGGAAAUUGCAACUAGCAUUUGUGGUGGUGGAUAUCCAUGCUUUGAGUUGUCAGCUGUCAAUGCAGACAAACCUCCAUUGGCAAUAUCUCAAAUCAAAGAUCGUGUUAAGCAAUUUGAAAAAGUUGGAAAGACGGUGAUAGUGUCUAACCAGCCAUAUUUCUACAAGAAAGCAGAACUUUUUCCUGGCAGUGCUUUUGUCAUUGGUGCUGACACAGUUGCAAGACUUGUACAUCCAAAGUAUUAUGGUGAUGACUAUGGAAAGAUGUUGGAGAUACUUCUGGGAUGUAAAAACACAGGAUGUACUUUUCUAGUUGGUGGUCGAAAUGUUAAUGGAACUUUCAAGGUUCUUGAGGAUUUUGACAUUCCAGCAGAGCUAAAAGACAUGUUUGUCCCCAUACCGGUCGAGAAAUUCCGCGUGGAUAUAUCCUCCACCGAAAUUAGGAAGAGUCAAGGCCUUUUGUAAGCUGUUUGCAUAAUUUCACUUAACCUUUCUGCAUUGUUACUUGGCAUUGUCUAAGCAAUUACUUGUCUAUGUAACAUAAAAAUAAAGGGCAAAACAAAAAGGACAGUAUAGUGAUAACCAAGAAAGUAAGCUUUAUCAGUUCUUUCAUAGUUUUCUCUUUCAAGUCUCCAUAGAACUGAGAAUGCGAGGAAUUGUUAUACUCUGAUAUGGGUAUUCUUUCUAACAUUUGUAUAUUAAUUGAUGCUUGGUUUUUAAAUUUUAUGACCUUUAACCAAGGCUUCUGUUAA
Molecule: messenger RNA, 1612 nt
Organism: Nicotiana attenuata
Lineage: Eukaryota; Viridiplantae; Streptophyta; Magnoliopsida; Solanales; Solanaceae
Exons: 12
Coding region: 171-1325 (384 amino acids)
Cellular component (GO): nucleus; cytoplasm
Molecular function (GO): nicotinamide-nucleotide adenylyltransferase activity; ATP hydrolysis activity
Source: RefSeq, a predicted model, not a curated record